Sinocyclocheilus grahami is the source of this 6911-nucleotide messenger RNA. RefSeq names its product otogelin-like protein. The coding region runs from base 1 to 5934 and encodes 1977 amino acids. Gene Ontology annotation, molecular function: alpha-L-arabinofuranosidase activity. The record is from RefSeq and is a predicted model, not a curated record. Gene Ontology annotation, cellular component: extracellular matrix. Lineage: Eukaryota; Metazoa; Chordata; Actinopteri; Cypriniformes; Cyprinidae. The transcript is spliced from 42 exons. Gene Ontology annotation, biological process: L-arabinose metabolic process.
AUGAAGGACCCCCGUCGCUCUGAGAUGAACGAACAGCGGGACAUUCAACUGUUUUCACUCUGUGCACUUUUCAUUUUCAAGCUAUUUGUUCUGCAAGAAUAUUGUGGGUGUCUUAAUGGGGGCUGGUGCCAGGAGGAAGGACGCUGUGAUUGUGCUCAGUUCCAGGGUCUCGGGGAUCGCUGUCAAAUCAUUCCCAACCAUGGUCAGGACAGGGAUGGGAUUUGCCGUUCAUGGGGUCAGCAUCAUUUUGAGACCUUUGAUGGGAUGUAUUACUACUUCCCUGGAACCUGUUCAUAUAUCCUGGCCAAAGACUGCCAUUCCACAGAGCCCCAGUAUACAGUGUGGGUUCAUAACAGUCGUUCAUGUAGAGCUUCAGUGUAUUCAUGUCCACGUGGUCUGACUCUGUUCUUCCCAAAUGAAGAGGAAAUCUAUAUCAGUGGUUAUCAGUCUCAGGAACACUCUUGCAUCCACUCAGUGGCUCUGGUGGUGGAUGAAGAUGCCAGCAGGCAGGUCACUCUCACCAGAGAGGGGGAAAUUGUUAUUGGGGCCAGUAUGGCUGUCAAUUUGCCUUACUCGGAUGAGCCUGAGAGAGGAGAUUGUCCCAAUGGAAAAGUCUACUAUAGCUGCAGUGGUCAGAGUGGGCGUGGAUCUUCAGGUGUGGGCGUGGCCUGUGAACUGACCUGUCGAAACCUGAUGCUGAACCUGACCUGCCCUCCCAUGACCCCAUGUGUACCAGGAUGUGGAUGUCCUGCUGGGCUAGUGGCUCAUAAUGGAGAAUGCUAUUACCCGGAGAACUGCCCUUGUGCAUGGCUCGGUCUAGAGUAUCUCCCUGGAGAGUCAGUGGACACUCCAUGCUACCGCUGUGUGUGUCAUCGUGGGUUCUUUAACUGCACAUAUUCACCGUGUCCAGCUGUGUGUACCAUUUACAGUGACCGUCAUUACCACACAUUUGAUGGCCUGGAGUAUGAUUAUGUCAGCGACUGCCAGGUUUACCUGGUCAAGAGUGUUGGUGAUCCGGAGGUGUCCAUCAUGGCUCAAAAUAAAGAUUGCUACGAAAGUGGGAUUGUUUGCAUGAAGUACCUGCUCAUCUAUGUUGGCCUCACUAAAAUCUACUUCAGUGACAACUCUGGUAAACCUGUGAGUACAAGACAUAACCCAUCUUCAUUUCAGCUGUGGGGUGCGGGAUACUACACUGUGGUCCACUUUCCUGCUCAAGAUCUGACCAUUUUAUGGGACCGCAAGACCACUGUCCAUAUUCGUGCUGGACCCCAGUGGAAGGGUCAAAUGAGUGGUUUGUGUGGAAACUUUGACAUGGUAACAGUAAAUGACAUGACCACAGCUGGACAUAUGGAGGUCAGUAACACACAGGCCUUUGGAGACAGCUGGGCUGUUGGACAGUGUGAGAGCGACUUUGUAGUUCGCAGACUGUGUGAAGGAGAUCUCAGUCGGCAGCCGUAUGCUAAGCGGGAGUGCGGCCUUCUCUACAGUGACGUAUUUGCUCCAUGUCACAAUGUGGUGGAUGUGACCUGGUUUUAUAAGAACUGUCUAACGGACACCUGCAACUGCAACCGUGGGGGUGACUGUGAAUGUCUGUGUACCAGUAUUGCAGCAUAUGCACACAAAUGCUGUCAAAAUGGUGUCACGGUGAACUGGAGAUCCCCCACCGUGUGUCCAUAUGACUGUGAAUAUUACAACCAAGAGCUGGGAGAGGGUCCGUUCACUCUGUCUAGUGCAGAGCAGAAUGACUCUGUGUGUGUGUUUGGGGCGAAUGUGAGCAGCGGUGAAGUGUUUCCCCUUCUGAGGACCAACGCUCAACCCAGCACCAUUUUCCACUUCAUGAUCACAACUGGACUAUACAAGGACCGAGCUUCCAAGCUGGGAGAGGGUCCGUUCACUCUGUCUAGUGCAGAGCAGAAUGACUCUGUGUGUGUGUUUGGGGCGAAUGUGAGCAGCGGUGAAGUGUUUCCCCUUCUGAGGACCAACGCUCAACCCAGCACCAUUUUCCACUUCAUGAUCACAACUGGACUAUACAAGGACCGAGCUUCCAGACUUCCUGUUGUCUCACUGGAGUCUGCAGAGAGGCCCAACUACUUUCUGUGUGUUACUGGGAACCGUGGGUUACGACUGGAACACUGGCAGCCUGGGGAAGAGUUCCGACGUAAGGUGACCUUCAUCCACCACCAGGGCCUGUGGUUACCUGGUCGAUCGUCCUUUGAGUUGUACAGUCAGAAGGGUGUCUUCCUCACUCUCUCUCAUACACACGCACAAGCUCAGAACUACGACCACUCAUAUACCUUCAAAAUCAGCAGCAGUUUUAUCAUUGAGGAGAGCAGUUUUGUGAUCCCCUACCGCUUGAUAUGUGAGUGGAAAUAUCAUGCAUGUGCCAGUCCAUGUGUGAAAACAUGCAACGACCCCGAUGCAACACGCUGCCAGUUUUUACCUCCGGUUGAAGGUUGUUUUCCACGCUGUCCCAAGUCUAUGCUGUUGGAUGAAGUGACCAGGCGGUGUGUUUACAAAGAAGACUGUGUGAUACUAUCUCCAACUCCGACUCCUUACAUGUUCGUGACCCGAUCAAACAGAACCACAGCGGCUCCGACCUCUGCUCCUAUAACCACAACUACAACCACAACAACUCCCUCCACCACAACGGCAACAGCAAGCACCGCUCCGAGCACAACUGCCAGUACUACAAUCAUAACUACACCUUUGGAAGCAGAGGAUUUAAUUGGCAGCCCAACUACACCCACAUUACCACCAACCACACUCUCUUCAACUUUGGCCACCACCACCUCCACUGAAACUCCCACAACUCCCUCUCCACCAACCACAGAACCCCCUCUAGUCAGCACUGCCCCGCCCACCACCACAGCCACGCCCACUACAGAGCCCAUAACAACACUUUUUACCACUUUAUCUACCUCAACCACAGAGGUGAUGACCACACCCGAGCCCACCACCGAACCAGAGACGACCUCUCCGACAACCACCAUCCCACCCGCUACAACCAGCACUGUUAUUACAACUGAGACCACAACUUCAGAACCGACUUCAACAACCAUCACCGCGGAGACAACAUCUGUCUCCACAGCAACCGAGGAGCCCUCGACUACUACAACAGCAGUACCAACAACCUCUGAGAUAAUGCCUUCACCCUCCCCUUCACCGGAGACAGCAGGAAUAACAACAGUGCUUACUCCGUUCCUUCUACCCACAGGGCCCUGCACUCCUCCAUAUUCAUUGCGUGUUGACGAGUGCAGUGAGUACAUCUGCUUUAAUGGACAGCUGAUGCUGCACAAUUCCUCUCAGCACUGCAGAUACAACAUCAGCCAGCCUCAGUGCAACCUGCUGGGGACCCCGAUCCAGACUAACACAGACCCCUGCUGCCCACUAUGGCAGUGCCCAUGUCGCUGCUCUAUAAUCUCUGACCUGCGUGUGAUCACGUUUGAUGGGAAUAAUGUGGCUCUGUAUGAUAUCGGUUCUUAUAUUCUGGUCCACCUGCCCAGAGAGAAAAUAGUCGGGCACAUUGAGAAAUGCCUAACCAGUGAGAGUGUGAACUACAUCAGAAGACCCACUCCCUCUGGUGGAACCUCUGGUCUGUGUUUUAAGAAGCUGAACAUUACAACUCAGUCCUACAGAAUUAUGGUCAACCGCUUGGACCGGAAGGUGUCGGUGAAUCAGAUUACGGCCCGGCUUCCUCUCACCAGACAGAACCUCCAUAUUGAUGACACCGGGACCAUGUACAUCAUUAAUACACCUGGUGGGAUCAACAUAAAGUGGUACCACAGCACUGGCAUCAUGGUCCUACAGUACACGGCUCCGGAUAACACCUCCACUAGGGGGCUCUGUGGAUGUUGUGAUGGUAAUCCAGCUGAUGACCUGCGGCUGCCCAACGGUACUGUGGUCCGGGAUGUUGAGGACAUCCCAGUGUUUCUGCACGGAUGGAUGGUGGAUACAUCAGAGGAUACAGAUUACUUCCGCAGAGUGGGAGACAACUGCACCACCGGCAACUGCUCCAAAUGUUUCACCAUGCUCAACCAGAGACCUUUCUCUAAAUGUCACCACAAGGUUUCUCCAGAACACUUCUGUGAUAAGAUAUGGGCUGGUGACCUACAUUAUAAAGAGCAUGAGUGUGACUUCCUGGCUGCUUAUGUGGCCAUUUGUUACACGCAUCAGAUCUGCUUCAGCUGGAGGAAAAGCAACUUCUGCCCACUCAAAUGUCCUCCUGGUAAAGAAUAUAAAGCCUGUGUGAAUACAUGUAAGACUCGAACAUGUCAAAACCGAGAUUACUACGAGGAGAGCACCUGUUCUUCUAUCAGAGAGGAGUGCGUGUGUAAAAGCGGCACCAUCCUGCACCGAGCAGACUCCGCCUUCUGUGUCACCGAGGACCAGUGCGUGUGUACGGAUAACGAUGGUGCUCCACGCGCCCCGGGUGAGGUGUGGAACGGCUCUCUGCGUGGCUGCUGUCUGUUCAAGUGUCUGGAGAAUGGUAGUGUGGUUCCUGUGGAACCCGAGUGCAGUUAUGAACCUGCCCCGCUGUGUGAGAGGGAGGGAGAGUAUGCAGUUGAUGUGCUGGAGGAAGGAGUCUGCUGUCCUAAGAAGAUUUGUGAAUGUAACCUCACCAUCUGUCAGAGUGAAGUGCCCAGCUGUGAGAAUGGAGACAAGCUGGUGAUUGGCUACAGCGCUCUGUCCUGCUGUCCCGAAUACAGAUGUGAAUGUGAUCCGCUGGCAUGCCAGAGUGUUCCUGCCCCGAUCUGCAGAGAAGAUCAAUUCCUGGUGGAGGUCAGAGGGGCACACGCUUGCUGCUACAGCUACAUGUGUGUGUGCGAGUCCUGUAUUGAACCUAUACCAGUGUGUCUGCCUGGAGAGAUACUGGCUGUGGAUGUGAACACCACUAAUCACUGCUGUCCACAGUAUCAUUGUGUGUGUGAUAUGAGUCUGUGUCCUGAGCCCAGUGUGAGUUGUGCUCCUGGAGCUGUGCUGGUGAAGAGACCCGUGCCGGAUAACUGCUGCCCUGAGACACACUGCGAAUGUCAGUGUCACAACGUUACACUUCCUGUCUGCACUGCGGGUGAAGUGAGAGUGGAGGAACCAGACCCCGACGGCCCGUGCGGAUGCCCACUGUAUCACUGCAAGAAGGCAGACGUCUGUCUGUUUCAGGGUGUGACGAUAUUGAACCCAGGCCAGUCUAUGGUGCAAUACUUUGAGGGGGAGCUGUGUUACACUGUUCAGUGCCUCACACAUAAAGACCCCAGCACUGGGUUCUAUGCCAUGGAGGUCACCACUGCCAACUGCUCUGAGAAGUGUGAACCUCAUCAGGUUUAUGUCCCAUCAUCUGAUCCACAUGUGUGCUGUGGCUCCUGCAAAAACAUCUCAUGCUCAUAUCCCAGUGAAAACGGGACUACAGAAGUAUUUAUGGCAGGAAGCUCAUGGGUGGCUAACUGCACACGCUUUGACUGUAUGGAGACUGCGGUAGGCGCAGUAGUUCUGGCCUCUGGAGUGGUCUGUCCUCCUUUCAAUGACACAGAAUGUAUUCAGAAUGGAGGCGUAGUUCAGACGUAUGUGGACGGUUGCUGUAAGACAUGUGCUGGACUUGGUUUGUUGCCUUUUUCCGUUAGUCCAGUAACACCCACUGCUAGUACUAACUGUGAUACAGGCAAAGAAGAUGGUAAAACCUGUAAGAGAGUCGCCAUCAGGACCACCAUCAGAAAAGAUGACUGUAGAAGUAACGCACCAGUGACUGUGUACUCAUGUGAUGGAAAAUGUCCAUCUGCCACCAUCUUCAACUUUAACAUUAACAGUCAUGCACGUUUCUGCAAGUGCUGCCGUGAGAACGGCCUCCAAAACCGUAUCAUUCAGCUGUACUGCACUCGAAAUGCCACUACGGUGGACUAUUACUACCAGGAGCCGAUGGACUGCUCAUGCCAGUGGAACUGAUUCCUUGCGGACUGUGUGCAGUAAAGUUAAGAUCUCAGUGAGAGCACUAGCUUGACGCAGACAGGCCCGACUUCGACUGCAUAUACAGUACAGUAUCUGUAAAACCGCAAACUACUAACACCAUCGCUGUAUCUGUUUGAUAUCUAUAAUUUAUAUGCAAGUACAGUAGAUUAAUCAAACAUUUAUUCGAAGAACAACAAACUGCUGUUAAAUUGGUGUAUUGUUUAGAUUUUAGUAUUAACAUUUGUUAAAUGAUGAAAUGACAUGGGGAAGAGUAUUAUUAGAAUCAAUAUUUAGUAUUUAACAUUUUAAAUACAUUUGAAAAUCUUAGCUUUUAACCAGAUGCUUUAUUUAAAUGGCAACUUUGUGCUUUUUCUAACAAAAAAUGCAUUUCUUAUUAAUUUUUUUUAAUUACAGAGAAAAUAAACAAGCCAGUCUCAAGCCCCGAGCACAUCAUGAUAAAGAUAUCUAUAACGAUAACUAUAAUAGCGUCCACACCGAUACACAUUUCAACAUUAUGUUUAUUAUAAGCACGCUUUGCAUUUUUGUCAUCUGCCAUCUAAAUGCUAAAACUCUUCAAAACAGCAUCAGAGUCUGACUGGCUGUCAAUCAAUGUUCUUAUCGUUCAUCAUUCUGCAACGAUGUUGUUUCUCUGUGCCGUUAGCGUUAUAGCUGUGGUGCGGAUUGUAGAACAAUUGUAUCGUUACAGUUAUCGUCCUUUGUGUAAACAGGCCUUUAAGUAGGCAUUUGAUAUUUAAAGAGAAAUCCCACACAGUUGCUUGACAGGCGCAUCCAUCACUCACUAGUUGUGUUGGCACUUUUAGUGUGCUCUGUCUGUGUCUAAGCUGUCUGUAAAAAACAUGACGUGAUGAACUUGAAUUUCCAUACUAUAGCCAUAAUGCCAAAAAUAUGAUUUCUGCUGCAAGUGAACUGAAUUGUAUAAGCUUAGCAUAUAGUAAACUACCUAUAAACCUGCA